AUGACAACUGUCGGCUAUGGCGACCUCGUCCCCGACAGCACCAUCGCCAAGUCCCUCGCGUGCGCCUUCGUCUUCACUGGCGUUGGCCUCAUCGGCCUCCUCCUCAGCAAGGCUGCCGACACCAUAGUCGAGCGUCAGGAGGUUUUAUUAGCUAAGGCCAUCCACAUGCGGGACCGGUGCACCCCGGCCGAAAUCUUGAGGGAGGUCGAGACCAAUAGGGUUAAAUACAAGUUUUUUACGGUUUUGUCCUCGCUCAUCGUGCUCGUGGUGGCUGGGAUGGCUUUCUUGUGCCUCGUGGAGGGUUUGGAUGCUUUCGACGCGUUCUACUGCGUUUGCGCCACGAUCACGACGCUAGGGUACGGGGACGAGAGCUUCUCCACCGGCGGAGGCCGCUUGUUUGCCGCCGUCUGGAUUUUGGUGAGCACCGUUUGUUUGGCGCAGUUUUUUUACUGCGGGGCGGAGCUUUAUACCGAGAGGAGGAGGAAGUCGUUCGUCGAGUGGGUCCUGUCGAGGGAGCUCACGUCUACGGAUCUCGAGGCUGCAGAUUUGGACAACGAUGACGCCGUGAGUGCGGCUGAAUUUGUAGUGUAUAAGCUGAAGGAGAUGGGGAAGAUUAGCGGGGAGGAUGUAGAGAUGGUGAUGGAGUGGUUCAAGCAACUCGACGUAGAUCACUCAGGGACACUAACCAAAGCCGAUUUGGUGAAUUCGGUACCGUCGUUUAAUACUUAG
Molecule: messenger RNA, 729 nt
Organism: Striga hermonthica
Lineage: Eukaryota; Viridiplantae; Streptophyta; Magnoliopsida; Lamiales; Orobanchaceae
Source: the annotation of a GenBank genome assembly